Erythranthe guttata (spotted monkey flower) is the source of this 1266-nucleotide messenger RNA. The record is from RefSeq and is a predicted model, not a curated record. NCBI's taxonomy places the organism in Eukaryota, Viridiplantae, Streptophyta, Magnoliopsida, Lamiales, Phrymaceae.
AUGCAUAUAAUUCGCAUUAUUUACUAUCCAUCCGUUAACGAAUAUCGAAAAGUAGUGAUGAACUUGGAAGAAUCACUAGCCCGGAUACUGCCGCUUUUCUACCCACUCGCCGUUCUCUGUAGCACAAGUACUCGGCUGCAGCCUCUAACCGUGGCGGCCGCUUCUUCUGUCGCACCGGCGCAGCUCAACUGCCUCCUACCGGUGGAUGUAGCCGCGGUGGACGAGCCGUGGGACCCACUUCUGGCGGUUCAAAUCAACAGGUUCGUCGAAUGCGGCGGCGUCGCGAUAGGCAUCUGUAUUUCCCACAGGGUUUUCGACUCCACUUCGGUGGCCACUUUCGUGUCUGCUUGGGCCGAUGCCGCGAGACGAGGCGGGGUACCAUCUAUCGAGCCUGAUUUCGACAUGCUACCAUCCUUGUUCCCAUCUGAGAAUUUGCCAACGUUGGAUAUGGGAAUCGCCAGGGAUACUUCCGAUCGGGUGGGUGGGCCCGCCGCUAACGCAAACAUCGUCAGUACUGUCGGAAAGAUAUUCAUGUUUGACAAGAAUCUCAUUUCGGCACUGAGAGACAGUGUCUCCGACACCCCCGGAUGGAAAUCAUCAGCAUCCGGGGCGGCGCAGCACCCACCAUCUAGGGUUUUGGCCGUGUCUGCAGUCAUGGCACAGGCUUUCAUGCGUGCUGACAGGGCCAAACACGGUGGUGGGCCCGGCGGGUCCUACAAGAGAGGCUCGGUGAUUGGGCAGAUGAUAGACGUUCGAGAAAGGACGGUCCCGCCUGUGCCGAGACAUGCAUGCGGCACGUGGGUGUCUUCAUCGUACCUCGAACACACUGCCGAAGAGAGCCUUGCACUGGAGCACGAUUACCCGUCCAUGAUUCUGAAACUGCGUGCGGCCAAUGCUAAAGUCAUCGAGGAUUGUAAGAGGUUAUUGUCGGAUAAGGAGUUUGGGCGGUGGACUAUGAUCGGUAGCUCUAUUGAUGUAAUAAAGAAAAUAACGAGCCCCGAUUUCAACUUUGUGUGGAUUACGGAUUUAUCGAAAUUUGGAUGCUAUGAACUGGUUUUUGGGUUCGGGAAACCUUCGUGGGUGAGCUUGGCUCAUCUACCAGUUAACGAUUUUAUCGUACUCAUGAACACCAAAGACAACGACGGAAUCGAAGCUUGGGUGUACUUGCAUGAAUCCGACGACGAAGAGUUUAAGGAUAUUAUUAGGAAUAAUAUUAUCAAGAUCGACGACGGCGGUGAUGCUUGUGACACGUACUCAAAUUAUUAG